This is a messenger RNA of Cynara cardunculus var. scolymus (artichoke), 1410 nucleotides long. RefSeq names its product 60S ribosomal protein L3-like. Gene Ontology annotation, biological process: translation; ribosomal large subunit assembly. The record is from RefSeq and is a predicted model, not a curated record. Lineage: Eukaryota; Viridiplantae; Streptophyta; Magnoliopsida; Asterales; Asteraceae. Gene Ontology annotation, cellular component: cytosolic large ribosomal subunit; ribosome. The coding region runs from base 74 to 1243 and encodes 389 amino acids. The transcript has 5 exons. Gene Ontology annotation, molecular function: structural constituent of ribosome; RNA binding.
UUGCUAUGUUUUCUUCUGUGAAUACUUGGGAAUGAACUUAUGAGUUUUGCAGAUAUAUAACAAGCUAGGUAGCAUGUCUCAUCGCAAAUUUGAGCAUCCCAGACAUGGCUCAUUGGGCUUUCUCCCUCGGAAAAGGGCUGCUCGUCACAGAGGAAAAGUGAAGGCAUUCCCCAAGGAUGAUUCUGCCAAACCUUGCAGACUAACUGCCUUCUUGGGAUACAAAGCUGGGAUGACCCACAUUGUCAGAGAAGUUGAGAAGCCUGGAUCAAAACUUCACAAGAAAGAGACAUGUGAAGCAGUGACGAUUAUUGAGACACCCCCGAUGGUGGUGGUAGGAUUGGUGGGUUAUGUCAAGACCCCACGGGGCCUCCGCAGUCUCAAUACUGUUUGGGCUCAGCAUCUGAGUGAGGAUAUCAAGAGGAGAUUUUACAAGAACUGGUGCAAAUCAAAGAAGAAAGCUUUUGCCAAAUACUCAUUGAAGUAUGAAACCGAGCCAGGGAAGAAGGACAUUCAGUCCCAGUUGGAGAAGAUGAAGAAAUACUGCAAUGUCAUCCGUGUGCUUGCCCACACACAGAUCCGAAAGAUGAAAGGUCUUAAGCAGAAGAAGGCCCAUCUGAUGGAGAUUCAAGUGAACGGUGGCAAUGUGGCACAAAAAGUUGAUUUUGGCUACAACUUUUUUGAGAAGCAGAUCCCCAUUGAUGCUGUUUUUGGGAAAGAUGAAAUGAUUGACAUCAUUGGUGUGACCAAGGGUAAGGGUUAUGAAGGUGUGGUGACCCGUUGGGGCGUGACCCGUCUACCUCGCAAGACCCAUCGUGGGCUGCGGAAGGUYGCUUGUAUCGGAGCMUGGCAUCCUGCUAGGGUUUCWUUCACYGUUGCAAGAGCUGGACAGAAUGGUUAYCAUCACCGGACUGAAAUGAAUAAGAAGAUUUACAAGCUCGGGAAGGCUGGCCAGGAGUCCCAUUCUGCAAUCACUGAAUACGACAGGACKGAGAARGAUAUAACCCCAAUGGGAGGGUUCCCACACUAUGGGGUGGUGAAGGAUGACUUUCUGAUGAUAAAGGGGUGCUGUGUGGGACCSAAGAAGCGUGUGGUGACGUUGAGACAGUCGUUGUUGAACCAGACAUCGAGGCUUGCAUUGGAAGAGAUCAAGCUGAAGUUCAUCGACACAUCCUCCAAGUUUGGGCAUGGUCGUUUCCAGACUGCUGAUGAGAAGUCCAAGUUCUAUGGACGAACAAAAGCAUGAUAAAGAUUUAGAUGGAAUUUUGUUUGGUCAUGUUUUGUCAUUCAUACAGACCAUGGCUUGAAGAGAUUUUGGUUUUCCGAUUAAGAACUUGAAGUUUGUUUGGUUUUGUUGCUGGAAUUUGCAUGUUUAAAUAAUUUCACAGUUUUGACUCCUGCACUUGUGCAGCA